GUUCCCACACAAUACUGCCACUGAGCAAUCCUGCAGAGUCACACAGCUUCACCUGGCUUGUUACAUAGGAUUUAUUAAGGGGGCUCUGCAAGCUUUCUCCCCAGUCUGGCCACAGCUGAAGCUCUGCUAUGUUUUAAAAGAGGGAAACAUUGAGAACAAAAGACAGCUACAACCAGCAAUUUUGCACAACUGCCUUUCCAAUUGCCAGAUCAGAAAAGGAUGCAUUACAGAGAAAUGAUGACUUUGACUACAUGGGUUUGUUCAAUUUGGUGCCUUUCCUCUGCUCUGACUAUUGCUGCUAUGAUCUCAGUAGAGAACAACAUAGACAAUGGGAUUCUGGUGACUGAAGAAGGCAAGUAAACUGCAACUUUGCUUCACUGUCCUUAUGGGUCAGGAUUGGGCAAAUCAAUAACUUAAUGUGGCAAUGCUGGCAUGCUGCUGUUAAUGAAAGGCUUACACAGUUUUUUACAUUAUGUUAGGAAGAUAACUUAUUAUUAUUUUGUUUACUGCAUUGUUUAUUUUUCUUUCCAUGGCUGUUUUAUUGCAUGUAUUUGUGUAUAUUGAUUGAGUUAAUGUGUAAUGUAAAUUUCAACGAAUGCAUACACACCACACACACACUUAUAUACACUUAGGUAUAUUAUGCAAAUACGAGUAAAUAUAAAUAUGUCAUAAAGGAUGCUAUGGUCUUCAUAAAUUCAUUAAGUGUUUGUCCAGGAAAAGCAUAUUUAAAGUUGUGUGCUCAUACAUUGUAUUACCCUUUGUGUGUUUAAUGAAUGUUCCCAAUCAUGUUAUAACCCUUUGUGUGCUUAAUGAAUAUUCCCAAUCAUGUUAUAACCCUUUGUGUGCUUAAUGAAUAUUCCCAAUCAUGUUAUAACCCUUUGUGUGCUUAAUGAAUAUUCCCAAUCAUUUUAUAACCCUUUGUGUGCAUAAUGAAUAUUCCCAAUCAUUUUAUAACCCUUUGUGUGCAUAAUGAAUAUUCCCAAUCAUGUUAUAACCCUUUGUGUGCUUAAUGAAUAUUCCCAAUCAUUUUAUAACCCUUUGUGUGCUUAAUGAAUAUUCCCAAUCAUGUUAUAACCCUUUGUGUGCAUAAUGAAUGUUCCCAAUCAUUUUAUAACCCUUUGUGUGCAUAAUGAAUGUUCCCAAUCAUGUUAUAACCCUUUGUGUGCUCAAUGAAUGUUCCCAAUCAAUUUAUAACCCUUUGUGUGCUCAAUGAAUGUUCCCAAUCAAUUUAUAACCCUUUGUGUGCUCAGUGAAUGUUUCCAAUCAUUUUAUUACCCCUUUUGUGCUUAAUGAAUGUUCCCAAUCAUUUUAUAACCCUUUGUGUGCUGGAUAUGAUCUCUAAAAAUCCUUGCAUAUACUUAGUACACUUCCAAAUGCAUGACAUGUAUAUCUGUGUAGAAGGGAUUAUAACGUGGAUUUUUGUGUUUUAGUUACUUUAACCGAUUGCCAAGUGAAGGAGAUGACCCGAUGGGACAAGCUAUUCACCCUGCUGGAGAACUCCCAAAUGAGAGAGAACAUGCUGCUGCAGUCAGUGGAUGAAGUUAUUAAGGUGGAACUGCAGGCUCUGAGAGGGGAAGUCUUGCAGUUUGCCGGUGAUCUCUCAGGGAAGUGUGCCAAUGACAUUGACACUGCCACCUUAAAGAUCACACAGCAACUGGACAAGUCGCUGUCUUCUAAAUGCUUCCAAGUUCUAGAACAAGGCAACAGUUUGGAAGCUUCCCAUGGAAACGUUCUGGAGCAAUCCCUCCAGCUGAGCCUCAACAUCAGCGAUAGACUGGACAGUCUGGAGAGAGGAUUGCAGGAGAAAGCAGAGGAAGAUAGUGCCUUGAAGAAUCUAGCUACAGCAGGAUGCCAGCAAACAGAGGCAGCUCUAGACUCCGCCGUGAAGGAGCUGGAACAGCUGAAGUCUGCCAUACAGCAAACCCAGAUUUGGAUCAACAAACGUUCCCUGCCUGCAGGUAAGAUGUUAAACUACCUACCAGCACUAAAUGUAGCAUGGAGAUAGUGGUGUGGGUCUCAGCACCUAGCAUGGACAAGCAUUGUGGACAUUGUCCACAAAAUCUAGCUGGCCACAUGUUGGCUAGCAGGGAUAGGUUAUCUAGAUCAGUCUGGCUGCUGUGAGCUAUGUUCCCAUACCACACUCAGCCAGCUGUCUGACCAUCACCACUGUACAGCCUUUCUUCACCAUAUGAGUAAUGUCCUGGGAUUUCUGUCACCAGUACUGUGUGCCAUUUAUUAUGUAUUAAUGUAUAUGAAUAGCUACACUGUUCUUUAAUAUACCGGAUAGGUAAGUAGCAAAGUGUACAUGACAGUCCUCAACUAAAGGUUUCAUUUUUAUGCGGGCCCUUAGUUCAUCCCUGGCAGCUUUCCCAUUUAAAACCUUGUGAUCAGAUAUGGUUAUGGUUAUGCUGUCCCUUUAAUAAAUAUAAAGCAAUGUUUAAUUCCCCUCGUAGCUGAGGAUAUUGGGAUUGGCAGUUCUCAUCAGCGGAGGGAUCAAUUGUUGUCAAUGCUAAACUAACAUUUUUUUUUUCAAACAUUUGUUGCUUUAUACUAGAUACAACUUAAAAAGAAGAAAAUAGUGUACGAUUUAUUUACAAAGUGUAUUAUAUAGUACAGCGAUUUUGUUAACUUCAUAUAAAUGGAGAUUAGAAUGAGUAAGAAUCAUUUUUAAAAUGCUGAGUAAUCAUUCCUCUUAAACUUUGAUAAUGAUACCCUUAGCAUCCUGCCAAAAAUAUAUUAAACCGCUUAUAAUGUCUUUUCAGAAGUGUAUGUGUGUAAUUAUGUGUGAAUUCUAGAUUAUAUUUUCUGUAUGUAUCAAGUGAGAAUUUGUAUUUGUAACAAAAGACAAUUUUAUUUUAACAAUAAAAUCAUUGCCUUCUAUUACAUUACAUUUUCACUCCCAUCCAUGAAAUAUGAGCUUUGUGAAGUUAAAUUAUGAAAUUAAAUAUCAGUCUAGUCACUACAGUGAUUUGUGAACUGCAAACUUUAGCACAAAACAGCUGAAUUGAAAAAAAAAAAGGCCAAUUGAACUUGGCUGAGUCCAAGGGAACACAACUGGAAAGAGGAAAAUUCAGGAAAGACAUUUUUAACAAAAAGAGUUGUAGACGCAUGGAAUAUCCUUCCAGUAGACAUGCCAGAGGAUUGAACAGUACAGUGGGAUAGUCACACAGUUGUUCUGGGCAGGAAACAACUCACAACUAAAUUAUGUGUUUCAGGUAAGAAAUGGACAAAGAAGAUGUGCCUUUUGGCUUUUAUCUGCUGAAAUUAAAAUCUGUGUUUCAAUGAAAUUUACUACAAUGUGUCAUUAAGUGAAUACGCCCCUAGUAUUUUACAUUAGAGUCUUUGAUGUGUACAAAUGGCUCUAAAUGUGCGCGCAAAGCAUAUAUGUUGUUUCAUUUACUCUCAAAUGUUCAAACCACUGUCACUGUUCAUAAUAUAUAUAUAUAUAUAUAUAUAUAUAUAUAUAUAUAUAUAAAUAUUUGUGCAUAUUUUGUUUCAUUUUACAACUGUAUGUAUUAAUCAAUAGUGCCUUGCUUAACACAUAUAAAAAGUCCUUAGAUAUUGUUAUUUACAGGUCAUUUUAUCUGACAUUGAACCACACAGUUCCCCAAGUGGCGCCACAACUCUGAGCAUUGCAUUUAAGACAGUCCAUAAAAAAAAAAAAAAUGGCACAGGGAGCAAUUAUGUAAACUGCCAUUCAGCAGGGAUAACACAGAGGAUAUUGUCAGUCUGAUUAAACAUGCCUUAGAUUGAGAGUUAUAUUAAUCCCUAACAUGUAAAUCAUCUCUGUGGAUGUAUUAACCCAUUAACUGCACCAAGUGUCAAGACUGACGUUUGUUCCACUAAAGACAUGAACAGCAGUUUCUGAGGCAAACUAGUAAAAAAUUAAGGUGGAGCAGUCGCCAUGGAAACCAUGGGCUUUUCCUACUAGUUGAGUAACUUUAUGAAAUUUUUUGUAGAAUUGCUCUUUUGUUCUCAUCUGCUGUGUAUUACUAAUAAAGUGAAUUGUAUGAAAUGAGAAAGGCAUUUUUAACCCCUUAGUGACCAGACCGUUUUCCAAUUUUCUUACCGUUUACUAUAGUCACCAGAACAACUACAGCUUAAUGUAGUUGUUCUGGUAAGUAUAAUGGCUCCCUUCAGGCAUUUUCAUGUAAACCCUGCCUUUUCAGAGAAAAGGCAGUGUUUACAUUGCCCCUAGGGACACCUCCAUGUGACCACUCCUUAGAUGGCCACUGGAGGGGCUUCCUGGCUCAGGGCUGCACAGUAGGCAGCCCUGCCGUUCAGCGUCUCCACGCACUGCAUGGAGACGCUGAAUUUUCCUCAUAGACAUGCAUUGAUUAAAUACAUCGAUAUGAGGAGGUCCUGAUUGGCCCCGCCCCCAUGACAAUUUUAGCCAAUCCAAUGCUUUCCCUAUAGGGUCAGGAAUACAUGUUUGUGAUCCUUUAAGGACCAGGGCUGUUUUUACAUUUCUGCGGUGUUUGUGUUUAGCUGUAAUUUUCCUCUUAUUCAUUUACUGUACCCACACAUAUUAUAUACCAUUUUUCUUGCCAUUAAAUAGUCUUUCUAAAGAUACCAUUAUUUUCAUCAUAUCGUUAUUUACUAUAAAAAAAUAUAUAAAAUAUGAUGGAAUUUUUUUUUAAAAAACAUACUUUUCUAACUUUGCCUCCCAAAAUCUGUUACACAUCUACAACCACCAAAAAACACCCAUGCUAAAUAGUUUCUAAAUUUUGUCCAGCGUUUAGAAAUACCCAAUGUUAGCAUGUUCUUAGCUUUUUUUUUACAAGAUAUAGGGCUACAAGUACAAGUAGGACAUUGCUGUUUCAAAAUAUAUAUUUUUAAAAUGUAUUAAUAGUGACAUUGUAACACUAUUAUCUGUCAUAAAUCUCUGAAUCACACCUCACAUGUACAUUUUUUUUUAAAGUAGCCACUUAGUCACAAACUGGCCAAAAUUAGUAUUUAUAUUUGUUUGUGUGUUAAAAAUGCAAAAAACUAUUAACUACGCUAACUUUGGCCAGUGUUUGUGACUAAGUGGCUACUAAAAAAGACUGAACAUACCCCAUUUGCAAUACAUUGGGUUGUCUUCUUUUCAAAAUGGAAUGCCAUCAUGGGGGUAAUUCUUAUUCCUGGGCUACCAUAUGCUCUCAAAGGCAACAUAACCAAUCUGGCAAAUUUCAUUGUGAAAAAACAGAAAAUCAAGCCUUAUAUUUGACCCUGUAACAUUCAAAAACACUAUAAAACCCAUACAUGGAGGUUCUGUUAUACUCGAGAGACUUCGCUGAACACAAAUAUUAGUGUUUCAAAACAGUAAAACGUAUCACAACAAUGAUAUCAUCAGCCUGUCAGUUCAGGCAGUCCCCCUGCAAGCAACAAUAUGGACGCCUAUUGCGGCCAUGUGACCGCUCUUUCAAAAUGAUCACAUGGCCCGUGGGGGUCCUUAUUUGCUAAGGGGGUCUGUCUGGGAUGUCAGACAGUCCCCCUAGAUGGAGAGGAAAUCCGAUUGCCAGCGAGGGAACAGCGGUGAUCGGGUAAGUUAUUACUUAUACUUUUUUUAUUUUUUAAAUAUUUUUUACCUAUUUUUUAAUUUUAUUUAUUUUACUAAGUGCUUCGACCCCUCGAGGCACUCAGCUGACAGGCAGAGCAUUGGAAGCCUGCCUGAUGGCUUCUGAUGCUCUGCUGCACUGCUGGGCGCCACGUGGGGCAACCCGGAAAUGAACGGUCCGGGGGAGUGGUCACCCAGCUACCCGACAGUCAGGGGAGGUAUUGCAGGAUGCCUAGACAUUACAAUGGGGCCACACCAUGCGGGUUGGGGCUGCAUUACUUAGCUGGCGGGACCUGCGGUCGCAGGGUUCCACAGGGCGGACGGGCCCCCUGGAGUGACCUCGGUAGUUGCGCCACUGGUCAUAUCUACCCUAUGUGAUAAAUAUUUCUGCUUAAAUGCUAAUAUAUUACACCUUGCAAGAUAAAGUGUGUGUGUGGAUAUAUACACACACACACACAAAAUUGUAAAAACAAACAAAAGAAUUGAAUACAUUUUACUGCUCUUACUGCUCUUGUUAUCCCUGAACAGAAAAAUAUACACAAAAGUCAUGCUUUCAGGUAAAAAUUCAAAGUGAAUUUAAAAUUUAACGCCAAAUAGCUGAAUGGAUAACAUUCCUGAUUGAGAAUUUCUCCAAUUCAAAUAUUUUUACUUUAAAGGGUUACUAUAGCUCUUUCCAGUGUAAUAUGCCCUAUUGGGCACUGUGGAGAAAGCCCACCCUCUCAAUUUGUAGUAAAGCCUGCUAAAAAAGGUUUUACUUACCUGGUGAAGUAAAACCUGACGUAGAAAAAAAUACAGUGUGGAAUAGAGAGAGGCGGUAGGGAAUGCAGAGUGGGAGAACUAGUUAGCCAAUUCAGGCGUUCUGCCUGCAGAGGGAAGAUUUCUCCGUCUGUUGUCAGCAUGCAGUGCAUGCUUACAAUAGACGUAUUUUAUGCACAGAAUUUACAUUAGACAGUCCGGAACAGAGUUCUGGGCUGCCAAUAUCAUGUGUGCUGUGAAUUUAGCUAACCCCCAGCACACAAUUAAAAAUAUAUCAGUAAGUGCAGUGUUUCAAGUUGAAACACUUCACAUACUGACUACUACCACCACGACCACUUCAAAUCACUAAAUUGGUCAUGGUGGUUGGAGUAACCCUUUCAGUUUGAAAUUCACAGUGAAUUCACCUUGAAUUCUCACUUUAGCAAUAAACCCUUUUUGUCAAUGGUUUAUAUGCUAGGUACACAGGUUUCAAAUAAAUCUUACACUGCAUAUAUAACCAAAAACAUACCAUGCAGCUGGUAAUACAAUAACCGGACACCCCAAAUUUAUACUUGGUAGAUUUCACCGUUGUGAAAAAUGAUUCAGAAAAAAAUAAUUUAAUCAUGUUCUCAUGUUUGAGUUCUUUCAAUAUUGUCAUCAUUAAGAAGCAAGGAAAAUAUUUGAACUCAGAACACGGUGUUGGAAAAUCGUUUCACAGGAAGCAAGUGGUCUUCUUAUUGCAUGUGCUGCACUCUAGUGAAACUUUUUGAGAAAUGUUAUUAGAAACACAUGUAUUAUCGGUUACGUAAUCAUGUACUUCUUGAAAUCAAUGUAACAUAUGGACUGUACACCUAUAGCACCUAUUGGGAAUAGAGAGAUGGAUGUCAUAUGUUUGCAUGGCCAGGGUUUCCUACUGUAACUUGGGAAGGGGGUUGGGAUCAAUGAAAAACUCUAGAUCAGGGGUGCUCAAAAGGUAGAUCCCCAGGUGUCGUAGAACUAUAACUCCCAUGAUGCUUUGCAUGCCUUUGGAAUGCAUUUAGAGGGGCCAAGCAUCAUGGAAGCUGUAGUUUUAAAACAUCUGGGGGACUACCUUUUAGGCUCCCCUGAUCUAGAAAGUGAAAUGGGUGACAAUGAGCCACUACUGUGAGCAAUAGAAAACAGGGCCACCUUGGUAGGCCAGAACUAAACUGGCACUAAAUUGAAAAUUCAAAGUAAAUUUUAAUUUUUAGGCCAAAUUGGAAGCAUAAUUCACUAGGAGAGUUUUUACAAUUCAUAUAUUUUAGCUUUCAAUUCAGUUUGAAUUCACUCUGUAUUCUCAUUUUAGUGACUAAACCUGUGGGAGUUAUACAUCUGGCAAGGAUUAAUCCACUGACUGCUCUAAUCAGUCUUGCCUAUCGAAUGGCAAAUGUUAGAAUGGAGAGGAGUAGUUAGGACAGUGUGUAUAAUGAAAGGGAAAGCAUGUAACAAGACAUACUGGGUGGGAGUUCAAAAGAGAAAGAGACAGCGAGAAAAUAGUGGGUGACUAAUAGAAAAGAAAUAGAUACAGUGCUUUCAUAUAAAGUAAAUUAUACAUCAGUUAACCCGUUAACGCCGUUACGGCGUUCUAUGCCGUCCCGCAUUAAGUGGGCUUUAAAGCCGUUGCAGCGGCAUAGAACGCCGUAACGGCUUUGAGCCCCUGGAGGUCCGCGGUACUCACCUCCGCCGCGAUCCUCUUUUGGAGGGCUGCCUGACAAAGAGCGAUCACAUGGCCCCCUAUAGCUGGCUGUGGAUCUGCCAGCAGGGGGUCUGUCUGAAAUGUCUCAAAUGUGAGACAGUCCCCCUGCUGGUGGGAAAGUAAAAAAAAUAAAUGAUUAGACAUGUUAUAAAAUAAAAUAAAUGUAUUUAUUUAUAUAAUAUAUGUAUAUAUAUUAUAUGUAUAUAAUAUAUAUACAUAUUAUAUAUAUAUGUAACGCCAUACAAAGUGUAUUUUAAUAUUAAUAUAAGUACCUUGCUCACGGUGCCUAGAGAGAUAUCAGCUAUGCCUCACUGAUGAUGCCUAACAAGGCUGAAACGAUCGUCUGGGGUUGCUGUAUCUCUUGUGCAGAGAGUACUUGCUGGCAUUUCAGAUCUGGACUGCCCGUAUGGGUGGGACCAGUCUGAUAUGCUUUAGAUAUGUUCUAUCUGUAAUGGCACAAGAUGAGCUAAAACCAGCUUGAGUUCUGAGCGGGGACCCACCGAAGGGCAGGCUAUUUUAGCUGCUGUCCGUUCUCAGAAUACUCUUGCGACCAAUUUUUUGCUCUCCAUUAAAAUACACUUAGAAUGACGUUACCUAUAUAUAAUAUAUAUAGUGUGUGUGUGUAUAUAUAUAUAUAUACACAAGAGAUAUAUAUACAUAUAUUUUAUAUAUAUAUAUAUAUAUAUAUAUAUAUAUAUAUAUAUACACAUUUAAUUACAAUAAUAAAUAAAUACAAUAAUAAAAUAUUGAAACAAAAUUUAAUAUAAAUUAUAUAUUCAUUUGUAAAUUCAUUCUAACUCUAUUUUGUUAUUAAUAUAUAUAUUGGUAACAAAAUACACUUAGAAUGACAUUCUAUAUAUAAAAUACACUUAGAAUGACAUCUAUAUAUAAAAUACAAAUAACCGCAAAUAUAUAUAUAUAGAUUGAUAAAUACAUAUAAUUACAUAAAAGAUUACAUUAGUAUACACGUAGAAUUUUAAUACCUAAAAAUGCAUAUAUAUUAAAAUUAUACAUGUAUAUUUAAGUAAUCUUUUAAAAUAAUUAUGUGAUUUUAUUAAUUAAAAUUUGAUUGACAUGCCUGACAACAGGGGAGAAAGUAGACCCUGUAACUCUCCAAGACACCAUAAAACCUGUACAUAGGGGGUACUGUUUUACUCAGGAGACUUCGCUGAACUGAAAUACUAGUGUUUAAAACUGGUAAAUUGUAUUACAACGAUGAUAUUUUAAGUAAAAGUGACGUUUUUUGCAUUUUUUACAAACGGACAUCACUUUUAUGGACUAUAUUAUUGUUGUAAUAUGUUUAACUGUUUUAAAACACUUAUAUUUGUGUUUAGUGAAGUCUCCCGAGAAUAACAGUACCCCCCAUGUACAGGUUUUAUGGUGUUUUGGAAAGUUAGAGAGUCACAUAUAAGGCUUGCAUUUCAUUUUUUGACAUUGAAAUUUGCCAGAUUGGUUAUGUUGCCUUUGAGAGCGUAUGGUAGCCCAGGAAUGAGAAUUACCCCCAUGAUGGCAUACCAUUUGCAAAAGUAGACAACCCAAGGUAUUGCCAAAUAUUAGUUUUUUGCUUUUUUCACACAAAAACAAAUAUGAACGCUAACUUUGGCCAGUGUUUGUGACUAAGUGGCUACUAAAAAAGACUAAACAUACCCCACUUUCAAUACCUUUGGUUCUCUACGUUUUCAAAUGGUAUGCAAUUAUGGGGUAAUUCUCAUUCUUGGUCUACCACACCGUCUCAAAGGUAACAUUACUAAUCUGGCAAAUUUCAGUUUGAAAAUGGAACGUUCUAUAUUUGACCCUGUAACUUUCCAAAACACCAUAAAACCUGUUAAUGGGGAUACUGUUGUACUCGUGAGACAUCGCUGAUUACAAAUAUGUGCAUUUUUUUGCAGUAAAACCUAACAGUAUCAUGACAUUAACAGCUAAAAUGUCGGAUGGAAAUACAAAUUUAAAAAAAAAAUCUUAUUUUCUCACAUUAUUUUAAAUUUUAUUCAUAAUAAAUAAUGUUCCAUAUAUGAAUAGUUAAUGAUAAAUUAAAGCCCUGUUUCCCUUGAAUAAAAUGAUAUAUAAUAAAUGUGACAGCGGUGAAUUACGGUUGAACAGACAUAUAGCGCAAAUUCCAGUUUUUGUUUUGAUCAGAACGUGCACUAUUUACUCCGUCCCGAAUGGGUUAAGAUUCACUGCUGUAAAAUAGUAUAAAUAGAUAACAUUCUAUGUAAUAGCACGUUUCAUUCUACUUUAUACAAAAAAACUAAAGGAUAAAAUAUUAGAAAUUUAAUGGGAUUUGGUUUUCUUCUCCAUAAUUAUUUUCCCGGUAUAUAUUUGGAAAGUAUUACUUUUAACACAUUCCAUCCCACAUUGCAUAGAAAGCUAUGCAAAACAAAAUUUAGAGAAAAAAGUAAUUUAAUUCCUUAUCAUCACCAAUUUUGGUCAUCUAGACUUUACAGUUCAAACAGAAGGACUCUAAAAGGCUGACAUGCAUUGUAUUUUAAGUCUUAUUGGCUCUUUGAGUUACAGGGCUGUAAGGAGGAGGAGGUGCUCUGGACAUACUGUAGAACGUUUGUACAAGAUGUAGGAGGCGACUGCAAUGCUAAAUGUAUUUGAUUUUCCUGGGCAGCUGUACCUAAUGUACAUGCAUAUUAAGGAGACAGUUUAGGCAUCAUAACAAUUUAACCCCUUAAGGACCGAGGACGGUUCAGGACCGUCAUUGGCAUUUUUGCGUUGCUGACCGAUGACGGUCCUGAACCAUCCUAACGGUCAGAGCUACUUACCUGAUCGUCGUCGUUCCCCCGGCGGCGAUCAGCGUGGCUCCGGUUGUGGGGAGACUGCCUGCAGCCCAGGCAGUCUCCCCACGGCAGAUUAGGACCCCUGUGGCCAUGUGAUCGCUUAACACAGCGAUCACAUGGUCACAAUAGGUGUCCAUGUGUCUGCCUGCAGGGGGACUGUCUGUGCUGACAGGCAGUCUCCCUGCUAGUGUAAAAUCAAAAAUAAAAAUAAAGUUAAUGUUAAUAAAAAAUAAAUAAAUAAUUAUAUAUGUGUAUAUAUGAUAUAUAGACAUAUAUUAUAUCUAUAUAAUAUAUGUCUAUAUAUUAUAUAUAUAUAAUGUCAUACUAAGUGUAUUUUUAUAUUAAUAUGUACUUAUAUUAAUAUAAAAAUACACUUAUAAUUAAAUUACACACGUAUAUAUAAUAUAUAUAAUAACUAUAUAUAUUGUAUAUAUAUAUUAUUAUAAAAUAUAAAUAAUAAGUAAUUUAAAUUAAAUAAAUUUUUUUUUAAAUAAUAAUAAAAAAUUAAAAAAAUUAUAUAGCUAUAUGAAAUUUUAUUCUAACUGUAUUUUAAAAUUAAUAUAUAUAUAUUUAUAUCAAAAUACACUUAGAAUGAAUUUGUAUAUAUAUCUAUGUAUAUAAAAAUAAAUAAAAAUAAUAAGAAAUAUACAUACGUCCAUAUACAAAAUUACAUAAAUAAUUAUAUAAAUAUACACGUAGACUUCAAAUAUAUAAAUAUGCAUAUAUAUUUAAAUUCUACGUGCGUAUUUAUGUAAUAUUUUUACAUAAUUAGUAAUUUUAUUGAUUGCAAUUUGAGGGACCUGCCUGCCAACCCAGGCCAAAAUUCCAGAGAAUUUAAUUUGCUAGCACUGUAUUUUACCCUGUAACGUUCUACGACACCCUAAAACCUGUACAUGGGGGUACUGUUUUACUCGGGAGACUUCGCUGAACACAAAUAUUAGUGAUUCAAAACAGUAAAACAUAUCACAGCGAUGAUAUUGUCAGUGAAAGUUACUUUUUUUGCAUUUUUCACACACAAACAGCACUUUUACUGAUGAUAUAAUUGUUGUGAUACGUUUUCCAGUUUUUAAACACUAAUAUUUGUGUUCAGCGAUGUCUCCCGAGUAAAACAGUACCCCCCAUGUACAGGUUUUAUAGCAUUUUUGAAAGUUACAAGGUCAAAUAUAUGGGUCAAAUAUUUUUACAUUGAAAAUGGCCAGGUUGGUUACGUUGCCUUUGAGAGCGUAUGGUAGCCCAGGAAUGAGAAUUACCCCCAUGAUGGCAUACCAUUUGCAAAAGAAGACAACCCAAGGUAUUGCAAAUGGGGUAUGUCCAGUCUUUUUUAGUAACCACUUGGUCACAAACACUGGCCAAAAUUAGCGUUCAAUUUAGUUUUUUUACUUUUUUCACACACAAACAAAUAUGAAUGCUUACUUUGGCCAGUGUUUUCGACUAAGUGGCUACUAAAAAAGACUGGACAUACCCCAUAUUGAAUACCCUGGGUUGUCUACUUUAAAAAAAAUAUGUACAUGUGGGGUGUUAUUCAGAGAUUUAUGACAGAUAAUAGUGUUACAAUGUCACUAUUGAUAAAUUUUAAAAAUGUAUGUUUUGAAACCGCAAUAUCCUACUUGUACCUAUAGCCCUAUAACAUGCAAAAAAAAGCAAAAAAGCACGUAAACACUAGGUAUUUUUAAACUCAGGACAAAAUUUUGAAUCUAUUUAGCAGUUUUUUUCAUUCGCUUUUGUAGAUGAGUAAAAGAUUUUUCAAGUAAAAGUCAAAAAACAUGUAUUUUUUUCAAUUUUUCAUCAGAUUUUUGUAUUUUUUUAAAAUUAAAAUACAUGAGAUUAUAUAAAUAAUGGUAUGUAAAGAAAGCCCCUUUUGUCCUGAAAAAAACAAUAUAUAAUUUGUAUGGGAACAGUAAAUGAGAAAGCGGAAAAUUACAGCCAAACACAAACACCACAAAAGUGUAAAAAUAUGCCUGGUCGCAAAUGUACAACAUCGCAAAAACAGUCCAGUCCUUAAGGGGUUAAUGUAAAUUAAGUUGCUAUGGUGCCAGAGGGGCCCCAGAGCACUCUUACCGUAAAGUAAGCCUCCAGCACUAAUUCUCAGGUCCCCCAGGUGGUAUCCGGCUUCUGAAACUCAGUUUCAGGAAGUGUGAAGCAACGCCAGGCCAGGGAGCCGCUGAUUGGCAGAGAGUGGUCAGCUGAUGCUCAAAGCCAAUCAGUGACUCCCCAUUCAUAAAGCUGGCUUGAAAAGAAACAUUUAUUUUACAAGCCAGCUUUAUGAAUAGAAAGUCACUGAUUGGCUGAGACCAUUAGUUGAUCACUGAGUAAUUUAGUGGCGCCCCUCCUGGGCAGUGCUCUGCACUUCCAGAAACUGAGAUUCAGAAGCAAGAUGCUGCCUGGUGGACCUGAAGAUUGGAGGCUCACUUUGGGAUUAAAGCAUUCAAGAACUGCUUAACACCUUAAGGUAAGAGUGCGCACGGGGGCCUCCUGGCACCAUAACAACUUAAUUUAGAUUAAGUUGUUAUGGUGAAGGAAGUGUCCCUUUAAGUCUACAUUUACAAUGUGUAAAGUUUGGCAGCAUAUUUUGUAAUCUACAUUUUCAAAAUGCAUCAGGUUACUUACAAAACUCUAUAGGCAAAGUAUUUGUCUAUUUAUGCAACUAGAGAGAUGCCAUGUAUUAUACAAAGAAUUCAUUUGCACCAGUCUGAAGAAUUCUAAAGUGAGCAAAAUGUAUUCCCUGAACAGCUAUCUAAACACAAAAUUUAUACAUAAUACAUGGAUGCUUAGUAAGUGUUCACAGAACAAAACACACAUGUGAUUUUUCAUGAUUUAAUAUAUUAAUGUGCAAAAGUUAUCAAUUCCCCAAUGUAAUAUGUGUUGUCAGAGAUAUUUCCAAUAUUUAAUCAAUGUCAGUGCUGAGCAAUUGAGCCCAUAUAAGCUGAAGCAAAUGUCCAUGCCUGGUCAUUAUUUUACUUAGAUACCAUUCAUUGGCAAGAAAAAGAAGUGUCUAAUAGAGCAGGUCCUUUCCAAACAUAGGGUGAAAAUAGACAUGCAUCCAAGUUCAUCCUUUCUUACAUCUCUAUUUGUUGCUGAUCCAAAAGAAGGCAAAAAACAAACAAACACGUGUUUAAGCCCUUAAGGACAUACCCUAUAGUGUUAAAAACAAUAUCUAACCCAGCCCUUAUGAUCUCCCCUUGCAACCCUAAAUAUAGUAAAACCUUACCUUUAGUACAGUCUGCUGCUGGCUCUAUCCCUGCUCUGCCUGAUUGGCUGACAUAAUCAGAAGAGGUGAUUUCAGUCAAUCACAAUGCUUUUCCAUAGGAAAGACUGUCAAGGAGGCAGAUCACGGACAGAGCCAGCACAACGCAAAAAACGGCUAAUCAAUAAAUCUCUAUGAGUUCAAUGUCUCCAUUCAGAGGGUGGAGACACUGAAUGUGCUGCACACUGUUCAGCACUGCCCCAGAAAGCACCUUUAGUAGUCAUCUGAAGAUAGGCCAGUUGAGAUAUCCCUAGGCUGUAAUGUAGCCUACAGGGACUGACUAUACUCACCAGAACAACUACAUUAAGCUGUAGUUGUUCUGAUAGCUAAAGUGUUCCUUUAAAGCGCUUUCCAAUUUUGCAACAAACAAAGAAAAAAAAAUAUUUCUCACCUUAAAUCUCUCCUUGGAUCAGCAAGCUGUUACCCCACAUAUUAAAAAUGAUAUCUCUGAAUAUUGUUUUUGCAAGUAGUCACCCAGUUGCUGUUUAAACAUCUGUACAGACUCUGAUAAAACUACCUCUUCAGACUGAGAAUUCCAUCUCAUUGUUCUUACUGUAAAAAAAAAAAAAAAAUCCUUUCCUUUCCCUUAGACUAAAUCUCCUUUCUUCCAGUCUAAACAGACCCUUUAGCAAUGUGGCACAGAAAUCUGAAAAGUGAUAAUGCUGAAAUGAUAGGAGUUCUGAUUGGGAGAGAGUUAUGAUAGAAUUGAGAUUGCCUGAGGAAGAGAGAAGGGGCAGCUUUAAUUUUACAGAGUGCUCAAAAUGUUGGAUGUCAUCCAUAAGUAUAUUAGCUUCAAUAGAAUAAUGUAUAUUUCCACAGUCACUCAAGGCUUGUACCCAGGGCAGCAGGUUGAGGAAGAGUGACUAAAUACAUUAAUUUUUUUAUGUAAAACGCUAUAUAGAAUUGAGCAAUAUAUAAUACAACAUAUUCAUGAGGCAAAAUCCUAUAAAAUAAAGUAUAGUUGUAUUGGUGCCUGGAGUGUCCUUUUAAGGACAUUCACUCAGCUCUAACGCAAAUCCCAGUUCCACAAAAAAAUAAAUAAACUGUAAAUUAAAACAUGGAGUAAUAUGAUUUAAAACAAAUAUAAAGACGAUAUAAUCAUUCUAAAUGUUAUCCAGACGUCUGUGUAAUGUCAACAGUGAAUAAGACCACUGGAUAUGCAACAAUUUAUUAUCUGUCUUUGUUGAUUAGGAUCAUCAAAUAGUGAAUAAGACGUCUAGCUGCUGGAUAAUUUAAAUUCUGACAAUGGAAAAUCAUUCUGUAUUGGGAAACGUGUCUUAAACCAUUCAUUAAAUUAGCAACUCUAAGACAUAUUGAUCAUCCACUUAAAUUGAAACUCUGCCAGAGCUGGCUCUGUUAUAAAUGGAUCCUAGGUGAUUAACUGACUGUAUGUCAACUAUCCAAUGAGCCUAUAAAUAAAUUAAUUAUCUGUUCUAUGUAUAUAAAAAUCAAUGGAUAAAAAAUGAAAGAAAAAAAGAUUUGUAUCUAGAUACAGUGAUAUAAUUAUAUAGAUAUAGUACUCGGAGUCUACCAGCAUGUGUUUUAAAUGCUUCACAGGCGCAUUUAAACCAAGUCUUUCAAAGAAAAGUCUGCAACUGGUUUUGAUUUCGCACAAAGCUUGGAGGAAAGCCAAUGAAGCUCUUAAGGGAGUUUCUAAUCACACUGUUGUUAGUCUUUUACAGAACUGUUUUUAAUUUUAGUAAGCCCUCAGUAAUAAAGUCAAAGGCCUGUUAAUUAAAUAGCCCAUUUCAGAUGGUGUUCCUGACAUUUCAGAACAGCAUCUGAACAAGGUGACCAAAAAUUUAAUUGGUGGAACAAAAAUAUUCAGAAUACAUUUAUCCAAACAAUCAAAUAAAACACGGCUUUGUCUUUAUUUUAAACUGGGCAAAGGUGGAAUGGUUCAUUUGUUCGGGCUAAGGGCAUGGAUCAUUUAAAUCCACACUGGCUCCUUUACACAGGAAAUGAGUCAGACUAAAACCCUGCUGGGAGGCCUCCUGUACAGUCCAUUAAUAGAAUGGUACUUUAUUAAUUGAGACAUUGGAUUCUCCUUAUGUACUUUGUUUAUAUUCACUAAACCUUUAUUUCGCUUUUAUCUUGGAUAGGCAACCUCUGGAAUUCUGGCUUACAUGGGCUGCAUUUCGCAUCAUACUCAAUUAAUUAUGUUGGAUGCUGUAGCCACUAGCUUCAUAGUCAUAGUCAUCUAUAUAUAACACCAUUUAAAAUAACAAUAACAAAAUUAUAAACAUUCCCAUGAGGUGGAUCUCUUCUCUGACGAUCUUAUGAAAGUUAUGUGCCCCUGCUAGCAUAGAACUCUGUUAAUGUUUGUUGUCCAGUGUCAUGUGCAGAAGAGACAGAGAUCUUUCCUAAAGCAAGCACAUUGCUGAACACGUCAACAACAUCUUAUUUGGCCAAAGUUCCAGUUUAUACUAAAGUUGUAUAGCCUUCUGCUCAGACACUGUCCACAUCAAGAGGUUCACAACCCGUGUUCAGGUCACUUGCUUUCCCUAAAUUAUUCUAAGCAUUGCAUUGGAUAUUUUUGGAUAUCUUAAAAAAUAUGUUUUGCUGUAAUUAAAUGGUAUCCAGAACAGUUGAGCUUUGAAGAGUAAGUAAAAUAUCUACAUGAUGCAUGAUUCAUUAGUCUGCUUUAUAAUAUUCCCAGUGUGAUUACCAGCAAUUAGAUACUUCCUGCACUGAGCAAUUAUUCGAAAACCACAGAAUAUAAGCAAACAGUAGAAGAGAGCAUGAGUUAUCAUUGGUUUAUUUAAUAUAGACCAACAGAAUAGUACAAAGUCCUGUAUGGUUGGCACCACAAGAAGUUUUUGAUGUCUGUAAAAAAAUAAAAAAUAAAAUAAAUACAAACGAACAUUCGUCAUCUUGGUUUAAUUACAAAGUCUAAUGGACUUAUAGAAUGCAAGGACAGUUCAGGUCAUGUGUGGAAAAAAAGGGUUGCUCUUUGAGAUAUUUUAUUUUUUAUAUUUUGAAUUAUAUUUUGAAUUAUAUCUCCAAGACAAACACGAUUUUAAUGUGAAAAAUGUAAAGUGAAUUAGUGAUGACAGGUUCAACUUACACUGUAAAAGCUCCUGAAUCAGUAAAUACACUGAACAAAAUAAUAAACGCAACAUUUUUGCUUUUGCCCCUAUUUUUCAUGAGCUGAACUCAAAGAUCUAAGAUUUUUCUGUGUACACAAAAGGCCUAUUUCUCUCAAAUAUUGUUCACAAAUCUGCCUAAAUCUGUGUUAGUGAGCACUUCUCCUUUGCCGAGAUAAUCCCUUCACCUGUGGCAUAUCAAGAUGCUGAUUAGACAGCAUGAUUAUUGCAAAGGUGUGCCUUUCGUUGGCCACAAUAAAAGGCCACUCUAAAAUGGCAAAAACAAAAGUGUUGCGUUUAUAAUUUUGUUCAGUGUAUAUAAAUUAUCUUAAAGAUAAAUGCUAUAUCUAGUUGCUUUUGGAGUUGUUAUAGCGCAUCUUACCCCUAGUUCUGUGUUCCAGUAAAUUAUGAUUGAGAUCUACUACUGUAACAUCCACCCUCUAGUCCCGACUUACACCUGCCCCUCUGUAAAGCAAUUGGACCUGCUUGAGAACAUUUUGCAAAACCAAGCAAUUCUCCUCCAUGAUGCCAAUGUGCUGGUUUUGCUUCCGACAUAUGGGCAUCAAAACAAAUUGACAUCAGAAUGAAGUGAGCAUUUCUAUAUUUUCUCUGCAAAUACAGGUUGAGGGGCCAUAUCUCUUUUUGAAUCUAUCCAUUUGCCACCAUUUGUGCUAGCCUGAUAUGCAUAUGAUUUUCAAUGCUCUUUUAGUAGAGCACAGAUCACUAUGUCCAUGAAAGCUACACUCAUACAAUAGAUGUAUAAGCAUAUGUGUUAUUUUUAUGACCUUUCAAGGAAGGAAAGAUUGUACUUAUAAAAAUGGGGUAAAAGGAGAAAUAUUGAACAAAGAAUACAGGGUUUCUAGAAUUGAAAAUACAAUCUCACAGGGCAAUAUUUAUUAAGUGGUGAAAAGAUGAAUAGUUUUAAUGAGUUAAUUUUCUUUAAAAUGGCAUAAGAGAAUAUUAGCCUACAUUUUAGCUAGUCACACUAAGCUCUCAAAUAAGUUUUAGCACACCUUUGCCUUCACGGAGGUAUAUUUCACAUAGCAUCCACAUCGAUAGUCGAGUACCAAAAAUAAACUUUUCUCCCUGCACAUAAGAUCAAAUCCAGACAAUUGCUUUGGUCUCACUCAUCGCUUUAUCAUUGAGGAGAUGCUGAUAACCCUCUAGGCCAGGGAUGUCAAGCUCUGGACUCCCAGAUUUUUAUAACCUACAACUCACAGAAUUAAUUGAACAGAUGGACAGAAAAUCAUGGAAGUUGUAGUUCAGAAACAUUUGGAGGGCCAGAGUUCAAGAUGCCUGCUCAAGGCUUAGUGAGUCUGGAUUACCUGUUUCAUGUAGGCAAAACCUAGAUAUUCAAAUAUGUGUGUCCAUUUUUAGUAAGUUUUCAAUGAUUAAUUUUAAUGACAACAGUUCCCUCUCCUUCCCCCUGAAAAUAAAUUAUCUAUAUUUAUGACAGAGUCAUAUAAAAAGCAAAAAUUUUAUGAAACUCAAUACAAAUUCUGAGCACACAACUUUGACAGUUGCCCAUGAUUCUAAUAUUGAAUAAAACCCACAACCUAUUGGGAGUUCUGAGUAUAUUUCAUAAACCCAUAGCCAGUACUCAUCCGCAGUUUCACUUAUACAAAGACAUAAAUGAAACUGCCGCUCAAGGAAAGCUCUUUUCAUGUUUUUACUCAUACGAAGAAUGAACCAUUAUAUGUAGCUAGAGACUUACAGUCUGUAUGGUGUGUACAAGUGUGUACCUACCCUGGAAGGACAUGCCAUAAAAUUAUUAGGGGAAAGCUAAGAUCCACCUAUGUUACUUGGUGAAACUAAUAGCUGCAGUGCUUGGGGAGUUAUUUAAAAUUAAUCUGAAGAAUGUAUAUUUUGUUUUUAAACAAAACUUAAUUAUUAAAUGUUUAUUAAUUUCACAACGCUUAUUUUCUAUUUUUUAGGUUGCGAUUCAGCAAUAUUAUUUCCCAUGAGAUCACCCAAAAUUUAUGCAAGUGUGCAUCCAGUAGACAUGACCUUGGAAGCAUUCACGUUUUGCGUAUGGAUUAAAGUAACUGAGGCCUUGGACAAAACUAUUGUCUUCUCCUAUGGCACCAAGCGUAACCCUUACGAAAUCCAGCUAUACUUGAACAAUCAGUCGUCUGUACUCGUAAUAGGUGGUGGAAAUAACGUGGUAUCUGCUGAGAAUGUGUUUGAACCAGGACAGUGGUCACAGCUGUGUAGCACAUGGAGCUCAGAAGAUGGCCAUGUAGCAGUUUGGGCCAACGGAGAAAUUAAAGAACAGUUUUUUGACGUGUCAAAGGGUCGGGCCAUCCCUGACCGAGGAAUUUUCCAACUUGGUCAAGAAAAGAAUGGAUGCUGUGUAGGAGGGGGCUUUGACGAGUCAUUAGCAUUCUCUGGAAAAAUCACAGGCUUCAAUUUAUGGGAUAGAGUUCUCAGUGAUGAAGAGAUAGUGGCAACCGGAGCUGAAAAUGGUUGCAAUAUUCGGGGAAAUAUUGUUGGGUGGGGAACUACAGAAAUCCAGGCACAUGGGGGUUCUUUAUACGUCCAUUAGCUUUAGCACUUUUCAUAUGUGGGCACAUUUAUCACCAAAUGUGUCAGAAAGCUAACGUAAGAUAAAGCAUUUGAUACCUAACAACAUUAAUAUCAUGGUAAGACCUCAAACAUAUCAGCUCUUUUUAUUUAAGCUAUGUCUACUUGUGAAAAGAAUACUCAGUGUAGAAAAGUCAUAAAACACGUAACACAUACUGCACAUUCUCCUCCUUAUUUACUGUAACAGUGCAUACACUACAAACAGUUCUCCCAAAGGUAAAGACUACGAAGAGAGAAGCUAUAUCUUGGCCUUAGAAUUUCUUUAAAAUGUGAAUGCAAACAUGCAGCUAAGAAUCAAAUACACUUCUUAAGUCAAAAUAUAACCACUUGUUUUAAUUAACCAUUAUAUGUAAGUAUAUACUGCUGUACUAUAUUGUAAAUUGAAUUUGUAAGAAUUGCAAUAGAACUACUGUAUUUUUGUAAAAUUGUACCAUAGAUAAAUAACAAUAUCUCUAUCACGCUGUUCCAGAGUUGUCAAGCAAAACUAUAAAUACUAAAAUAUAAAUCACAAUAACCUUUAUUUUACCUUCCAUAUGAAUUUUGUUUUGUUCAUAGCACAUAGGUUCAGAUUUUCCAGUGUAACCUAUUUGGGAGGCCCCUAUCGUUUGGAAGAAAACCAACAGCACCCUUCCGAAUUCCAUAUUACCAAUCAACUGGUGCCCUAUCGGAUUAUCGUUAAUAUCUUAUGAUAUCAGUUGACCUGUUCUAUAUGUAUUCUGUUUACUUAUUUUAAGCAUUUUCUGUGUUUGCAAAGCUUGUUUUUACUAUAAAAUAAAUUAAAAUGUUUUUUAUUUUAAACACAAUUGCAAUUAUUUUCACAAA
Molecule: messenger RNA, 20506 nt
Organism: Pelobates cultripes (western spadefoot toad)
Lineage: Eukaryota; Metazoa; Chordata; Amphibia; Anura; Pelobatidae
Source: the annotation of a GenBank genome assembly